Molecule: messenger RNA, 1623 nt
Organism: Tripterygium wilfordii
Lineage: Eukaryota; Viridiplantae; Streptophyta; Magnoliopsida; Celastrales; Celastraceae
Product: homeobox-leucine zipper protein HAT3
Exons: 4
Coding region: 468-1313 (281 amino acids)
Biological process (GO): regulation of DNA-templated transcription
Cellular component (GO): nucleus
Molecular function (GO): DNA-binding transcription factor activity, RNA polymerase II-specific; sequence-specific DNA binding
Source: RefSeq, a predicted model, not a curated record
UGAUUGAGCCUACAUCCUCCUCCCCCUGUCAUAUACUCUCUCUCUCUUUCUAAAAUUUCUCUCUUUUGUGCAUAUCCAUCUCUGCCUCCGCAGAUAUAUAUAUACACACUAUAUAGAGAUAUGGACAUGGCUGUUCCCGUUCAAUAUUUUUUUCCCAUCUCUCCGUCACUUUUUCCUGUGAAAAAGUGAGAGAGAGGAGGAAAAAGGGGUGAUUUCAUGACAAAUUUUGAGGGUUUCCAUGCUUGCUUUUCCAUCUGAGACUAAACAGAAUAAAACCCAGAGGAAAGGAGGCAAGAAAGGAGUGAACUUUGCCCAUCUUCUCACCCUUUCCUUCCAAAUUUCUUUCUUUUCUCAGAAUCCAAACAGAAUAUGCCCUGAAGUGCUAGUAGGGGGAAAGCACUGAAAUUGUUUGGAAAGCAGGAAAAUUUUUUGUGGGUAUUGGUUUGUGAUUGGAGUGGAAGAGAAAAAUGGGUGAGAAAGAUGAUGGGUUGGGUUUGGGUUUGAGUCUAUGCUUGGGGAUUUCACAGAAUCAACAGCCUUGUUUGAAGAAACUGUUCCAAUCAUCUGAUAGAACCCCAGAUACCAGAUCAUUUCUGAGAGGUAUAGAUGUGAAUCAGGCACCAACAGUGACUGAUUGUGAAGAGGAAGGAGGGGUUUCAUCCCCAAACAGCACUAUUUCAAGCUUAAGUGGGAAGAGGAAUGAGAGGGAGACUGUUGGAGAGGAGAAUGAGGCCGAGAGAGCCUCCUGUUCUCAUGGCAGCGACGACGAGGAAGGUGGUGGUGGCGAUGGGGAUGGGUCAAGGAAGAAGCUCAGGCUGUCAAGGGAACAGUCCAUGGUGCUUGAAGAAACCUUCAAGGAGCAUAGCACACUUAAUCCUAAGCAAAAGCAGGCUCUGGCAAAGCAAUUGAAUAUGAAGCCAAGACAAGUGGAGGUGUGGUUUCAGAACAGGAGGGCCAGGACAAAGCUGAAGCAAACAGAAGUGGAUUGUGAGUACCUGAAGAGGUGCUGUGACGAUUUGACUCGGGAGAACAGGAGGUUGCAGAAGGAGGUUCAGGAACUUAGGGCCUUAAAACUGUCUCCAAACCUCUACAUGAAUAUGAAACCUCCCACCACCCUCACCAUGUGCCCUUCAUGCGAGCGUGUUGCUGUUUCAUCAUCAUCUUCAUCCUCAGCAGCUGCUGUAGCCGUUUCGACAUUUCCCUCUGGCCGCCAGCCUGUGGUUUCCAAUGGUCAAAGGCCAAUGCCUCUCAGUCCUUGGGCAGCAUUGCCGAUCCAACAACGACGGUUCAAUGCUCCUACUUCCCGCCCAUAGUUGUGAGAUUGGGUUAAUGGCAUUGUGGAUAACCCAAAAGGAUUAGAUCAGGGGUUCUCUUCUUCUUUUUGUUAAUCUGGGAACAGAUUAUGAGACCAGUAAUGGUUAUUCGGAUGACUUUGUUUAGGUCAAAUCUUGUUUUGAGAGGAGGGAGGAAUUGUUUAGGUUAGUAGACUAAUUUGAGAAAAUAUGCAGAGUAAAAUUGAAUAUAUUUUGUUAUGAUAUGGGAAAAAUGAUGUUUUUUUUUGGUGUAGGAAGAGUGAAAUUACAUCAGUGAUGCUAAUGAAAAGAUUGAUUAUGAAUUCCAGUA